This is a messenger RNA of Salvia splendens (bonfire salvia), 672 nucleotides long. RefSeq lists its product as uncharacterized. The record is from RefSeq and is a predicted model, not a curated record. Bases 38 to 535 code for a protein of 165 amino acids. NCBI's taxonomy places the organism in Eukaryota, Viridiplantae, Streptophyta, Magnoliopsida, Lamiales, Lamiaceae. The transcript has a single exon.
UCUCUCUGUCUCAAACAUAAACAUAAACAAAACAACAAUGUUGUCUGGUUCCCAACAUUUUGAAUUUGAAGCACGUGAGAUAUGCUUGUCAUCAUUCCCUCAAAACCGGAAGGAGAAGGAGCCCUACAUUCACCCCCUCUCCAAACCCUCAAUCAGCCUCCACAUGUGCACCGAGUCCUUAUUUACCGAGUCCGGCUCCGCCAUUGACCCUUUCUCCGCCCCUGAGCCCACUCGGGGGCCCACGAAGCAAAGGGCCGAGCGUGCCAGCGGAGGAGCUUUCCCUCCUCCGCUGGCGAGCGGCAUGCGGGUCCACUCCCGCCGCGAAGGCGGGCGCCUAGUGAUCAGUGCGUCCGCCUCGAGGGGGGGCGGGCGCCUGAAGGCGGAGCGCGGGGACGGGAGGCUGAGGCUGUCGUUGGUGAUAGACGGCGGAAGGUGUGAGGAGGAAGGUGGGAAAGUGAUGUCGGUAAGGUGCAAUGGGGAUAGGACUGGUCCUGACAGGAUUCAUACUUUUCAGUUUUGUGUUGUUGGAAGUUAGGAAAUGAUACUACCAAUUAGAUAUGGAAGGUGGUGCCUUUUUAUUUCAUUUCUACUACUACUAUAGUCUAUAUAUAUAUAUAUAUGAAUUUGGUAGUAGCUCUUUCUUCCCUUUAAUUUCUUCUCUUUAAUCCAAAU